UUUACACUACCGGGUUAAAAUUGGAUACCAAACAGGAUUAAAAUGUAUACUUUGCAAAGACAAUAGAUUAUCGGAUUUAGAUGUACAUCUAAAUGUUAUAACAGACACAGAUAUACAACUUCGUCAGAUUUAAACUUUAACGUUAUAAAAAAUGACUGAUAUAGAAGAAUAUAUUUUUGAUGAAGAUGGGAAUCCGAUCCUGCAAUGUCCUAAUUUUCCGCAAGAAGAACGUUUGUUUGCUGACGAGGAGGACUGCAAGGACAUUUUCCACAUCAAAGGAGAUGGAUACGAUGUCACUUUGUCCGUCGGUGGUGUGGUGACAGGCCACUCCAGCAAGAGGGACCAGAAGGCUUCCAAGGUAAGAGCUGUAACAACAGUCAUGGGGAGGUUAUUCCACUCCCUAGCCGUGCUAGGGAAGAAGGAGUUGGCAUAUCUGUUGUCACUGAUGCGGUCUUGGAAGAACCUGUGUUGGCCUCGAGUGCGAGCAUCGCUGCAUUGUAGGUACCUGUCUGAGGGGAUGUCAACAAGAUUGUUCUGUAAAAAGAAGGGUUUAUUCAAGGGAAAAGGUAAAGGCGAGGAUCGUAACACUGUUAUGCUGAAAGAUGUUUUUGGCGUCAAAACAAAACGCAAGAAAUCCAAUCAAAGUUCGAGCGAGGAAGGGAUUUGUGUUGGAUUUUCUCUUCAUGUUGCUGAUACGUUUGGUCCAAACACGCUGUCAGAGAGGUUGAUUGUGUUUGAACACCCCAGCGAAGCUCUGUGUUCAAUGUAUGUAAGGAAAAUACAGGAGUACAUGACAGAAAUGCACAGUCGGCCAAAGUCCAUCAAGCUAUUUCUACAAACUCAUGCUGGUAGUAAGAGUGGUAGUUCAGUCUACAAGAAUAAAGUGACACCAUUAUUUCAAGCUGCAGAUGUACAUGUGGACUGUGUAGAGGUUCAGCACAAUGAGCAUAUAAAGCAGGAAAUGGUGCACAUAAACUUGGAGGAUUUUGACUGUAUUGUUGCAAUGGGUGGAGAUGGAACAGUCAGUAAGGUAGCUGAUGGUUUGUUGGCAGCUUCCCAGAAGAGAAAGGAUAUAGACCAGAAAUCUGGCUUUACACCAACAAAAGCUGCUUUACCUCUGGGUAUUAUUCCUAUAGGAUCAACAAAUGACACUGUACGUUCAGUAAUGGGCACAGAUGAUGUAACAAGUGCGGUACUCUAUAUUAUAUUGGGAAGGUCCAUACCUGUGGAUGUCUGCUCUGCCUAUAGAGAGGAUAAAUUCAUGCAGUGGUGUUUUAACUGUCAGUAUGGAUUUGCUGGAAAUGUAUUAACUUUCAGAAAAAGAUACAAAUCACUUGGAAAGAGAGGCCUGGAACCUGCUUUUAUUAAGGCCCUGACCAAAGCAAAAUUAAGGCCCUACAAGUGUGAUGUUGAAUAUAUACCUGCAGAUAGUUUACCAAACAACCGCAAGUUUCAGCCAUGUUACAGAGGUUGUGACGUCUGCUGGAACGAGGAGGUAGUUGAUGAUAACAGUGUCACUGAAGAUCUCGUGCAAGCAUUUGAUCCACUGGCAGAGUCAAAUAACAGUGAUACAUUAGUCAAUCUUGCGGAGCACGAGGAUACACCAUGGAGGACUCGCAAGUUAGAUUUCCUCAAUAUAGGCUUGUUCACCAUACCAGGAAGAUCUGAAUUAGCACCAAGGGGUAUGAGUAAAUACACACAUCUCAACGAUGGAGUGAUAGACCUUAUCCUGGUGAAAGAUGCUCCACGGAAAGAGUUCAUACGGAUGUUGAAAAGAUUAACAAAUGCCAAAAAUCAGCUUGAUUUCCCAUUUAUAGAAGUGUUGCGUGUUAAAGAAGUGAGAUUUCGACUUCGACUACCAACUGGUUUUAAGUACAAUGACUCUAAUUUCAAUGAAAUUGACUAUGAAAUUGAGCGCAGAAAAAACCUUCAUAUGGGCGCAGCAACAAAAUCCAUGGAAAUUUUAGAUAUAAAUGAAUUAAGUGAUUCCGAUGAGGAAGAUAAUCUAUCAAAGAGCAGUAACUCUACCAGUAAAACUGUGCAAUCUCUUUCAACUACGACAAAGUCAAAACCGCCAUUUAAAAAAUCACAAAGUGUUCAACAGUUUUCAUCAAAAUCAUUAAAGCGUACCAACACAGAGACAUCAAUAAAAGUUUAUAAUUCAGUGGAUUCUGAAGACGACGAUGAUGAUGAUGAUGAUGACGAUGAUGAGAACAGUGAUAGUGACAACUCAGGGGAAAUAGUUUCCAUCAAUUCAGUGGGUGUGAGAACAGUGAAAUCAGCACUUGCUGCAGACCAGAGACUAUGUGGACCAGCUUAUAGACCAACAUUUGCUGAGCAAGAUCGAGCCAGACGGAAUAGAAGGUUACAGAAGAAAGAAGAGAAGAAAAAAGCAAAAGAAGAAAUGAGAAUGAAAUCUGUCUGGAAUAUUGACAAUGAGAUCAAAGCUGAAGAUGUUCUAAGUUUUAGAGCUCACCAUGGCUUGCUGAGAAUCUACGGACAGGGUAUAUCUCCGGACACAGUUGUUUAUGAACCAACAUUGUUAUGUAUUCCAAGAAUGUAAGAAUCUUAGUGAAUCUGCUAACUUACAGCUAAUGAACCAACGUGCUUGUAAUAACACCAGAAACCUAUAUGGACAGAUAUGCUUAUAAUAAUAUAAGUAACCUAUAUGCACAAACAAAUGCCAAAAUUGAUCAUGCUUCAUGCAUAGAAAAGCAACAUGCUUAUUACACCAAAAAGCAGUGUUUCAAACAAAGAAAAUCUACAUUACAUGCUUCUAGAACCAACUUUAAUUUCGGAUUCACCAGUGCCUGAUUUCACAAAGGAGAUCGAUUUAAUGUGUUCCAAGAAAUAUUACAACAAUAGUUGUAUAAAUUAUAUGUGUAAUAGUAUGUAGAUUUUAGAUGUGGUGAGAGGUACUUUACGAACUACUGCUAGGUGAAAAUAAAAGAAAAUUACUGCAGGAAGAUUUUUUUUUUUUAAGAGCAAACUUGAAAAUGGAAAGAAGAUCAUAAAAAAUAUAUACUUUUAGUUGGUAAUUCUUUUUGCACAAAGUAACAUGUUUUUUUUUUUGUUUGAGUAUAGUUGAAGUGGAAGUUUGUAACAAUAUGUUAAUAUUAACUGUAUUUUUUUUUUU
This is a messenger RNA of Mercenaria mercenaria, 3136 nucleotides long. RefSeq lists its product as uncharacterized. Gene Ontology annotation, molecular function: kinase activity. NCBI's taxonomy places the organism in Eukaryota, Metazoa, Mollusca, Bivalvia, Venerida, Veneridae. The transcript is spliced from 14 exons. Bases 152 to 2563 code for a protein of 803 amino acids. The record is from RefSeq and is a predicted model, not a curated record.